AGUCAGCGAAUCCGAAAGGACCUAAGCCCUCGUUGCUCGGCGACAAGUCCCGCCCCGCAGGCGGCACCGGAAGUGGCAGGCCGGGAUCAGCCUUUAAGAUGGCGUCUCCUCAGGGGGGCCAGAUUGCGAUCGCGAUGAGGCUUCGGAACCAGCUCCAGUCAGUGUACAAGAUGGACCCGCUACGGAACGAGGAGGAGGUCCGAGUAAAAAUCAAAGACUUGAAUGAACACAUCGUCUGCUGCCUGUGCGCUGGCUACUUCGUGGAUGCCACCACCAUCACAGAGUGUCUCCAUACUUUCUGCAAGAGUUGUAUUGUGAAGUACCUGCAAACCAGCAAGUACUGCCCCAUGUGCAACAUCAAGAUCCACGAGACACAGCCACUGCUCAACCUCAAACUGGACCGGGUCAUGCAGGACAUCGUGUACAAGCUGGUGCCUGGCUUGCAAGACAGUGAAGAGAAGAGGAUUAGAGAAUUCUACCAGUCCCGAGGCUUGGACCGAGUCACCCAGCCCGGCGGGGAAGAGCCAGCCCUGAGCAACCUCGGCCUGCCCUUCAGCAGCUUUGACCAUUCGAAAGCCCACUACUAUCGCUAUGAUGAGCAGCUGAGCCUGUGCCUGGAGCGGCUGAGUUCUGGCAAAGACAAGAAUAAAAGCGUCUUGCAGAACAAAUACGUCCGAUGUUCUGUUAGAGCUGAGGUUCGUCAUCUCCGGAGGGUCCUCUGUCAUCGCCUGAUGCUAAAUCCCCAGCAUGUGCAGCUCCUUUUUGACAAUGAAGUUCUCCCUGAUCACAUGACCAUGAAGCAGAUAUGGCUUUCCCGGUGGUUCGGCAAGCCCGCCCCUUUGCUUUUACAGUACAGCGUGAAAGAGAAGAGGAGGUAGGGGCCAAGCCCCUGCCCCAUCCCUCUCCCUGCCCCUCCCCAGAUAUUUAUGUGAAAUUAAUUGUGGCUUUAUUUUUUGAAAUAAAAACUUUUAAAAAGCA
Molecule: messenger RNA, 978 nt
Organism: Eptesicus fuscus (big brown bat)
Lineage: Eukaryota; Metazoa; Chordata; Mammalia; Chiroptera; Vespertilionidae
Gene: PCGF1
Product: polycomb group ring finger 1
Exons: 9
Coding region: 99-878 (259 amino acids)
Biological process (GO): negative regulation of transcription by RNA polymerase II
Cellular component (GO): PRC1 complex
Molecular function (GO): promoter-specific chromatin binding
Source: RefSeq, a predicted model, not a curated record